This is a messenger RNA of Candidula unifasciata, 549 nucleotides long. The record is from the annotation of a GenBank genome assembly. Lineage: Eukaryota; Metazoa; Mollusca; Gastropoda; Stylommatophora; Geomitridae.
AUGGUCAGGAAGCUAAAAUACCAUGAAAAGAAACUACUGAAAAAGGUAGAUUUUCUCUCAUGGGAGGUAGAUAAUAAUCUGCAUGAGAUUAAAAUUAUGAGAAGGUUUUAUAUUCAGCGGAGAGAAGACUACACACUGUAUAACAAAUUGUCAAGGCAGAUUCGAGACAUCGCAAGAAACAUCAAAGAAAUGGAUCAGAACCACCCACGAAGAAUUGUCUUUACCCAGCAGCUUCUAGAAAAAUUACACAACAUGGGCUUGGUUCCAACAAAGCGCUCCCUGGCCCUAGCAGACAAGAUUACGGCAACAUCGUUUUGUAGACGAAGACUUCCCGUGUUGAUGGUGCGCAACCAUAUGGCUGAAACGUUGAAGGCGGCAACAACUUUCAUAGAGCAGGGGCACGUGAGAGUGGGCCCUAACGUCAUUGAUGACCCUGCCUAUCUGGUCACAAGAAGCAUGGAGGACUUUGUAUCCUGGAAGGACACCUCAAAGAUCAAGAAACAAGUUCAGGAAUAUAAUGAUAUUAGAGAUGAUUUUGACUUGGCUUAA